ACCUGAACGGGCUGCAGUGGUUAGAGGGUUUCCAACACAGCUACUGGAAGGCCUUCAAAGGUAAUGCUGUGUGAUCCAUGCAGCCAGGAAGGGGUUGGCCCCUCAAAACUCUGAAAUCCUCUGGCCCGGCUUUCUUUUUCCUCUCCCUGUUGAUGGCACGAGGCCCAGUGGUGGUACGGCUUUGGGUUUCCCUCGGUCUCAAGGUCUCAGUCAGGGUGGCAGAAGUGGAAGAACAAGUCUUUUUCCAGACCCCUUGUUGGCUGGCAGCCUUUGCCAUAGCUAAUCUGGUUUGUUUUCAGGUCAGGGACAGUCGCUUUUAGGAGCAGAUUCGUUUGCUUUCAAAAUCCAUCUCCCCGUUCCUCUCAGAGUUCUUUGGCCCAAAGGACUUUGCCCUUCCUUUCGCAGCGGACACCUUGGCACCCUCUGCCAACAGUCCCGCAGAGGCCCGCGACGAGUGCCACUCCAUCGGUGUCGCGCCCUCAGGAGGGGUCUAGCAGAAAGCAGUGCCCCAGGCGUUCAUGCCACGGAGAAGCAGGAACCAGGGGCUGACAGCCGAGCAGCCCAGGUGCGUCGCCUUAGGGACGGAGCGGGCAAGGGCCGAGCCGGGGCUGCCACAUCGAGCCGGGAACGGUAUUUGCCCGAGUCGAGGCGGAAGCCGGAGCAUUUGCGGGACAGGACCGCGGGAACCCGGAAACGCCUGGGCUGCACCGAGCUGGCGGCGGCUACGGCUAAGCCAACGGGAGCCGGCGGCGCUGCGGGUCAGCGGUCGCGUUGGACCCAGCGGGCUCGGCAGUCUGGGGCCCCCGGCGGAGCUGAACCGCGGCCCCCGGUGGUGGGCUCAGCCGGCCGAGCUGCGCGGGAGGUGA
Saimiri boliviensis boliviensis (Bolivian squirrel monkey) is the source of this 866-nucleotide messenger RNA. NCBI's taxonomy places the organism in Eukaryota, Metazoa, Chordata, Mammalia, Primates, Cebidae. The record is from RefSeq and is a predicted model, not a curated record.